UAUCUAUCACCAUCUCAUUUCAUCUGCACACUAUUAGUUAAAAUCUUCAUUCCAUUUUCUCUCGUCUCGUCUUCUCAAAUUCUUCCCCACCCUCUCCUUUUUCUGCUACACUCUCUCUCCUCACUCACUCACUCACUCUGUAGGCCAUCACAUGCUUCCUAACCUUUCACUAUCGCCGCCAUUAUACACUUUUUUUUCCCCAAGUGUUUAACAAAAUUUUAUAUAACUUCACUCUGUUUUUCCUAAUUAAUCACCCUCUAAAUCUUUUGUCAACUACUAUAUAAAACUUGCCAUUACACUACUUGUAUUAGAACUUACUAUACUUGUAAUACAACACUUCCCUCCAUUUUCACUCCCUUCAAUCAAUCUCUCUCCUAAAAAACCCUAAAAAAACCAACAAAUCACAAACAAAUGACAGAAAAAAACCCAGAUUUUUCAUCUCAUAAACACCCUUCAUCUUCCCAGAUUGUAGAAGAACUAAGAGAAUUAUGGAAGAUGGCUUUUCCAAUAACAGCAAUGAACUUGUUAGUUUACAUAAGAGCAGUAGUUUCAGUACUAUUUUUAGGAAGAUUAGGAAGUUUAGAACUUGCAGGUGGGGCCCUUUCAAUAGGGUUUACCAACAUAACAGGGUACUCUGUUUUAGUGGGCUUAGCAUCUGGGCUUGAGCCCGUUUGUUCACAGGCCUAUGGAUCACAAAACUGGGACCUACUUUCACUUUCUCUUCAUCGUAUGAUCUUCAUCUUGUUCCUUGCAAUAAUACCCAUAAGUUUUUUAUGGGUCAAUUUAGGCCCAAUAAUGAUUUUCUUGGGUCAAGAUAUGGAGGUCACAGCAAUGGCUGCUAUGUACUGUAUAUUUUCAUUACCUGAUUUGUUAACAAACACUUUUUUACAACCUUUAAGGGUUUAUUUAAGGUCACAGCAGGUGACAAAACCUAUGAUGUGGUGCACUUUGAUUGCUGUGAUGUUCCACGUGCCUUUAAAUUAUUGGUUGGUGAUGGUGUUGGAAUGGGGUGUAAAAGGGGUGGCUGUUGCUUCUGUGGUGACAAACUUGAACAUGGCUGUGAUGUUAGCAGGUUAUGUUUAUGUUAAGGAGAGAGAAAAAUGGAAGAAAGUAAAAUGGUGGAGUUGGGGUUUAAAAGGUGUUGGAAUUGAAGGGAUUAAACCAUUGAUGAAAUUAGCAGUUCCUAGUUGUCUUGGGAUUUGUUUAGAAUGGUGGUGGUAUGAAAUUGUUACUGUUCUUUCUGGGUAUUUGCCUAAUCCUAAGGUUGCUGUUGCUGCUACUGGAAUUAUGAUUCAAACUACUAGUCUUAUGUAUACUGUUCCUAUGGCUUUGGCUGGCUGUGUUUCUGCUAGGGUGGGAAAUGAGCUAGGAGCCGGGAAACCGUACAAAGCAAGGCUGGCAGCAAUGGUGGCAUUAGGAUGUGCAUUUGUGAUAGGAAUCAUCAAUGUAAUAUGGACAGUGAUUUUCAGAGAAAGCUGGGGUGAGCUUUUCACACCUGACAGCAGUGUUACAGUCCUAGUUGCAUCAGUUAUGCCCAUAAUGGGGCUAUGUGAGCUUGGAAACUGCCCACAAACUACAGGCUGUGGCAUUCUUCGUGGCACAGCACGGCCUGCUGUGGGGGCCCGAAUUAACUUGGGCUCUUUCUACUUUGUGGGCACUCCAGUGGCUGUGGGACUGGCCUUUUGGCUAAAGGUUGGAUUUAGUGGUCUUUGGUUCGGGCUGCUGUCAGCACAGGUGGCCUGUGCAGUAUGGAUUCUGUAUGCUGUGCUGGGAUCAACUGACUGGGAAGGUGAGGCCUUGAAGGCUAUGAAGUUUACUCAAGGAGAGGAGAUGAGUAAAACUUGUAAAAGUAAUAAUGAGAAGAUUGGUGAUGAUGAGGAGAAUAAAGCGUUUUUGGAGAACGACAAACUCGAAGGUAACAAGAUUAACAAUAUUUUGUGAUUUCGGAUGUGGAAAUUCCAAUAUGACCGCAGAAAAAUUUGGGGUUCAAAAUGAUUCUAGAAUAUAAACCGUGUCCAGAUUUAUUUCGAACCACUUGAUUUCCGUGAUCAUAUAAGACUUUUGCAGCUGGAAGGUAGACAACAAAAUAGAGAAGAUCUGGAGGGUUAUGUGGAGGUUUUGGGUAAGAUAUGUAUUUGUGGGGAAGAAAUGAUCAACUGAAACAUGUUUGCAUGUUUUCUAGUGCCUUUUUCUGUUCUUUGUAAGGGAAAAUCUGAUCGUAUGCUGUAGGAUAACUGGCUUUUGCUUGGAUGGUUUAAUUUCAUACAAUGGAAUGAUGGAAGUGGCCCAAUCUACAGAAGAAAGGUUCUGCGAAAUUUAUGGCCUUUGAGAUGCCUUAUCUUCUGAGUAGUUUCUGGUUUUUUGCUCAGAUUUUCCCACAUUGUCUUUAAAGGUUCUGUAAAUUUUGAAUAGUGAAGAUCCUCUUUAGCUGUUUAGGAUCAUUUCAUGUUGUUUUAUCAUGUCAUAUCACCAGCAUUUGUUAAUAGAAAUAACCUAUUUACGAAACAUGUUUCGUGUAAAACAAGAGAGAGGAGGCUGGCGGAGUUCAUUUUAUGAUCAAACGAUUAAUCUUUCGUA
Messenger RNA from Beta vulgaris subsp. vulgaris (sugar beet), 2577 nucleotides. Its product is annotated as protein DETOXIFICATION 54. NCBI's taxonomy places the organism in Eukaryota, Viridiplantae, Streptophyta, Magnoliopsida, Caryophyllales, Amaranthaceae. The transcript is spliced from 3 exons. Gene Ontology annotation, molecular function: xenobiotic transmembrane transporter activity; antiporter activity. Gene Ontology annotation, cellular component: membrane. Gene Ontology annotation, biological process: xenobiotic detoxification by transmembrane export across the plasma membrane. The record is from RefSeq and is a predicted model, not a curated record. The coding region runs from base 412 to 1941 and encodes 509 amino acids.